GGCGCCCAAUCAGCGCGCGCGGCUCAUUAAUAGUGACUAGACGGCCCCGCCCCCGGCCCUCGCGGCGCCACCGCCCGCGCAGACCCGGAGCGCGGCCGCGGACGAAGAUGGCGACCGCCAUGUACUUGGAGCACUACCUGGACAGUAUCGAGAACCUUCCCUGUGAGCUUCAGAGGAACUUCCAGCUGAUGCGAGAGCUGGACCAGAGGACGGAAGACAAGAAAGCUGAGAUUGACAUCCUGGCUGCAGAGUACAUCUCCACCGUGAAGACUCUUUCCUCCGACCAGCGAGUGGAGCACCUGCAGAAGAUCCAGAGCGCCUACAACAAGUGCAAGGAGUACAGUGACGACAAGGUGCAGCUGGCCAUGCAGACCUACGAGAUGGUGGACAAGCACAUCCGGAGGCUGGAUGCAGACCUGGCUCGCUUUGAGGCGGACCUGAAGGACAAGCUGGAGGGCAGCGACUUCGAGAGCACUGGAGGACGGGGGCUAAAAAAAGGUCGAGGUCAGAAAGAAAAGAGGGGCUCCAGGGGUCGCGGCAGGAGGACCUCAGAAGAUGACACCCCAAAGAAGAAGAAGCAUAAAGGAGGGUCGGAGUUCACCGACACCAUCCUGUCCGUGCACCCCUCCGACGUGCUGGACAUGCCCGUGGACCCGAACGAGCCCACCUACUGCCUCUGCCAUCAGGUGUCCUACGGGGAGAUGAUCGGCUGCGACAACCCGGACUGCCCCAUCGAGUGGUUUCACUUUGCCUGUGUGGACCUGACCACGAAGCCCAAAGGAAAAUGGUUCUGUCCCCGCUGUGUUCAAGAGAGGAGGAAGAAGAAGUAAGGCCGGGGAGGACACUGGACAAGACGAGCGAGUUAACAUGUUCCCUCGUUCAUGUUGCAAUAUUUUACGUUUAUUUUAAAACUACCUUGUUUCCAACGAUAUUUAAUAACUCAACGGCCAGUUGUCAUUCUGGAUGUUUCCUUGAACAGACGAGAAGCCACCUGAGCCCUGUUGCACAGAGAAGCAAUCUUAGGGGACUUGCCACAGUGACUCCGAUCUCGUGACUUUCAUACAGACCCCAGGCCCUGAGCGCGGUGGUCACCCUGGUGCCCCCGGGACUCCGUGGGGUGCAUGGCUGGUGUGCUGCCGUUGCGUCGCAUUUGGAGCCAUGAGCCCUGGCGUCUGGCUGGCUUCCUGGGGCGGCUCGCCAAGGCCCCGGUGCCACCGCGGGCAUCUCUGAGCCUUGCCGGGAGCCCAGGGUGCGCCCGGAAGCGCCAGCUCUCCCCGGGGCUUCUGCCUCGCUGUGCACUGCCUUUGCGUUUGAACUGCCUGUUCCCUCCAUGAGGGGUUUUCUUUCUGGAGUAAACAAGUGUCCACUAGCAAACGGGCUGUGGGUGCCGUGACCAGUACGGAUAAGAGACGGUCCAGCGGAAGGGCCGAUGGCCCGUUUCUCCGGGAAUUCUGACUCUGUGCUGUGAAGAUGAGUUAUCGUGGUAGCGUGAAGACAGUGGUCUGUGUGAGUAUGAAGUGAGCCCAGGCUGCCGGGAGCUGACCUGAGGCCUGCUGACUUGCACAGCAGGUCAGCCGCUUAGACUGAGCGGUGACGAUUAUGUGCCGUGAUUCUGAGCCUCCCGUGCCGCAGGAGCAGUUCUGCAUGAAGUGAGGAAGCCCGCGUGUCUCUCCUCCCCAAUCAGCACAUGGUCUUGGACCCGCCGUGCUGGUCGCAGCGUGGGUGGUCCAGGCGUGGACGCUCUGCGUGGCUUCUGCAGGCACCCUCUCCCCUGAGGCCGUCCAGGCGUGUGUUUGGAAGGCAGCGGGCAUGGCGGCUCUGCCUCAGGCCCGGGGUCUGCGACAGACUGGAGGCCCAGCUUCCCGGCCUGGACAAAGCGUGUCCUGUCUGUGAGGAGGGCCAUCGACAGGAACCCACCUGCUUCCCCCUGACGGCCGCCCGUCCUGUGCUCUUCCGAGAGAGGGGACAGUGAGCAGGAGCCGCAGAGGCUGUGUCCUGUGGGGCCACUGCCCACAGGGCAGCUACCAUCCGGCAGGCGACCGGGGCCACCCUGGGUCUGCAUCCGAGCGCCCUGCGUCUGACCCAGUCCUUGCCAGAGGGAGCUGGGAGGCGGCGGGCAGUCUGUGCAGCGUGUGGCCCCUGGGGCUCCCGUGGGCCGGUGCAGGGUCUGGCCACGGCUGCCCCUCGGCCCCGGGCUCGUCCCGGCCACGCGGCGUUCCUGAGGAAGGGCCCGCUGGCACCCUCAGCCUCUGCCUCGGCCGGAAACCCUGGGGGAGUUGGUGUUUAGUAACUUAGGUUUUUGUUAGCAUGGAUUUUAAAGAUUAAGGGGAGUAAAUUGUGGAAAAGUUUUUUUUUUCACUCCUUUACCAGUUUUUGUGGAGAAGAUAGGUAAGUACAGUACCCUUGUGGUGAUUCCUCAUAAGCUCAUUUCAUCUUCGACCCAUUCACACCACUGUUCCCACGGGACGGGGGAUUUGUGGAUGCAGGUGGACGGCGGUCCUGAGCCUCAGCGGGGUGCCCGCCGCCCCGGCCGUUCCCCAGGAGGGUGACUGACUUCCCUGCCGGCAGCUUUCGUUUAAAGUUGGCUGGUGUCGCCCUGCUUGUCACCGCGUAACGUGCCAUCUGUGCACCUUUUUGGGAAAGUUUCUGUGCUUAUAUGUUUCCAGUGUUUACUUUUGCUGGUUACAGUAAUAUCACUGAAAUAACAUGCACGUAGCUUUGGAGAAAAUGGAAAACACGAGCAGAAGAGAGAGGGUCCCUGGAACGUUUUUGGGCCCCGGCUGAAUGCCUCCUGACCGUGCCGCCGCCCGCAAGGCGGAAGAUGCUGCGGAGGCCCUGUGGUUGGGAGCGUCCCGGCCCGCGCUGCUCGCCCCUCGCCUGCCGCCCCCGUCAGGAUGAGACGCUCGCUGGUCUCGGGCGCUGGCGCCGGGGGCGGGCAGGCACCGCCACAGCAUCCCUGAGCCCGUGAGGGCGCGGGCCCCCAGGGUCCUCGGGGUCUGCUUGUGAGGGGAGAGGCUUCUUGUGCAGAGAAGCGGCGCCGUCCGUUUCCAGUCCUGCUCGUGUCCGUCAGCAGUGGUUGAAACAUCCGCUCGUUUUCCCGCAGGAGAGCACGCGCUGCGUAGUAGGAGCAGGUGGUAAGCCGCGCCCCCGCCUCUGCGGCGGAGCUCGAGGGGCUCACGGCUGGCACACAAGGCCUGUGACUGUCCCUGCCACGGGCUGGGCCCCUGAGCAGGCGGACACGAUCCUGGUGCUGGCAGGGCCACCUGAGCCGGGCGGCCCCCAUCUGCCCCAAGGCGGCAGCCUCCUGGACGCAGCCCCUGGGCAGUUGCGGGGGCGCGUGGGACACUGGCCGGCCGCCUGUCAGUCCUGCCUCCUGACCCGUCGCCGGCAGCCCUCGGCCAGGACUGCUUUGAGCAGUAACACUGUCCAAGGAGCAGCUUCCCCGUGUGGCCGCAGCCAGGGACUGCCCUGUGCGGGGCUGGGACACUUGGCAUUUCAGGCUUUCCUCAGCUUUUUGUGAACAGUGUGGUUGGUCUUCAUUACCUGUGAUGAGAGGAAUUUUAAAGUGGGAAGUCUAAGAAAAGCGUUCUCAUUCAGGAGAGAGUUCUGUGAAGUUUCCUCCCCGCUAGUAUGUAUCUGUGGUGUUCAUCUUACCACAUCUCAUCCAAAAAGAUGAUGCAGCUUUAACCUGAAUGUUACAUUGUGUUUUCAAGGAAUUAUUAUUGAUGUUCUCUUUGUAAAAGAAAAAAAUAUUGUAAAUCUUUUUAUUAAAUAAUGUAAAGAUGUAUAUCUGUAUUUUUGGAUCAUGUUAUAGAUGAUGGAUAUAUUGUUUAACGAAUAAAGUAUUUUUUGGAACAAA
Molecule: messenger RNA, 3859 nt
Organism: Bubalus bubalis (water buffalo)
Lineage: Eukaryota; Metazoa; Chordata; Mammalia; Artiodactyla; Bovidae
Gene: ING5
Product: inhibitor of growth family member 5
Exons: 8
Coding region: 108-830 (240 amino acids)
Biological process (GO): positive regulation of DNA-templated transcription; positive regulation of apoptotic signaling pathway
Cellular component (GO): nucleus
Molecular function (GO): chromatin binding
Source: RefSeq, a predicted model, not a curated record